AUGUUCUCGGGGAGCCAAAGCUUCCUCGGAGGUGCCAACUCUGCACGCGGCCCUCCCGGCCAGCAGCAGCAGCAGCAGCAGCAGCAACAGCAGUAUGGCCAGCAGUAUGGCCAUCAAGGCUUUGGCGGACUGCAGCCCCAGCCCACCGGCUUUGGCGGUGCUCCGCUGCAACCGCAGUUCACCGGCUUUAACCCAGGCCAGCAGCAGGGCUUCCAGCAGCAGCAGGGCUUCCAGCAACAGCAACCUCCCCAGCUCCAGCCCCAGUUCACCGGCUUUCCCGGUCAGCAGCAGCAGUCAUUCCAGCAACCACCCCAGCAGCAACCAUUCCCGACCGGCCAGCAGAGCAUGCCGCCCCCCGCCCAGCCCCAACAGCCCCAGCCCACCGGCUUGACCUCAUCGCAGAUGGCCGACUCCUUUCGCGGGCCCUCGUCGCAACCCCAGCAGCCGCAGGCGCCUCAACCCACCGGCUCCAAGAUCCCGAGCAUCAGACUUAGCUUCAUAACCGCGCAGGACCAAACCAAGUUCGAGCAAUUGUUCAAGUCGGCUGUGGGAAAUGGCCAGGCCAUGUCCGGUGACCAGGCGAGAGAUCUACUCAUGCGAUCGAAGCUGUCCGGCGAUGCUCUCGCACAUAUAUGGACGCUCUCUGACACGACCAAAUCAGGCCAGCUUCUGUUUCCCGAGUUUGCCCUCGCAAUGUACCUCUGCAACCUCAAGCUCGUCGGCAAGGACCUGCCUAACGAGCUGCCUGAGCGCGUCAGAAAUGAGGUUUCAAGCAUGGUCGACAUCAUCUCAUUCGGUAUUCCCGACUCGAAGCCCGCAACGUCCAGCUCGCAGUCUGUCCCCACGAUACAGCAACCCCAGCCUCAGCAGCCCUCCAACUCCCAGUUGCUGUCUAGUUUGCAACCGCAGCCCACAGGUCUGGCCCCGCAGAUGACUGGAUUCCCUGGUCAGCAGGGAGCCUUCCAACCUCAACCCACCGGUCUGCAGCCGCAGCCCACCGGUUUUGGCAUGAACCAGGGUAUGCUCGGGGGUCUGCAACCUCAGCCUACCGGGCUCCAGCCUCAGCCUACUGGAUUUGGCGGAGGCAUGAUUGCUCCGCUCAAUGCACAGCCGACAGGAAUGCCUGGACAAUGGGGGCUCGUGAACACACCCGCCGGAGGACUGCCUAACAUUCAGAACAUGAUGCAGCAGCUGAUGCCACAGCCUGGAAGAGAAGGCAGCUCCUUCAGUGCCCAAGGACUCCGUGGUAAUGCAACAGUCCCCUGGGCCAUCACGAAGGACGAGAAGAAGAUCUAUGACCAGCUGUUCAAAGCCUGGGAUGGUCUUAGCAAGGGCUACAUCACGGGAAGCCAAGCAAUCGAGAUCAUGGGGCAGUCUGGCCUUGACAAGUCUGACCUGGAGAAGAUCUGGACUCUUUCAGAUCCCCAUAACCGCGGCCGUCUCAACCUAGAUGAAUUUGCCGUUGCUAUGCAUUUGAUCUAUCGUAAACUGAAUGGCUACCCAGUCCCGAACACUCUUCCUCCGGAGCUCGUCCCGCCGUCCACUAGGAACCUUAAUGACUCCAUUGGUACUAUGAAGAGUUUGAUCGCUCGUGAUGCCGAGGAAAGGAAGCAUUCUGGCGCUUUUCUGCAACCCCAGAAGACCGGUGUCAGCUACCUCAAGAACCACUCCUUCCGUGGCGGGAGCCCCGUUGCUUCAGGCCGCAAGGAUGCCACUGUUUUUAAGAACAACGAUGAUGAUGUUGGCUACAGAUCGAGUGCUCGGCGUAGGAUUGGAAACGGCGGGCGUUCUCCUUCCCCAGCCGCGCCCCCUUCUCCUGGGUCGGAGAGAUCUAAUGACGAAAAGUCGAUUGAGCAGCUCAAGAAGGAAAUCAAGGAAAAGCAGGUACUUCUGGAUGCCAUGGACUUCCGUGAUGAAAACCGUGCCGAGCAGGAAGACCUUCUUGACCGGAAGGACCGGAAGGAUGCCGAGGACUUGUACCGCCGGAUCAGGCGUCUCCAGGAGGAUCUUGACACUCAUCCCAAUGCCCACUCCAUGUUGUCUGGAGGCUCAGAUGCGGAACGCCGCGCUCUCCAGCGUGAGCUGCGUCGUCUGACCGAUAGGCUCCCCGAAUUGGCAUCUCAGGUGCGCCGAACCGAGCGCGCUAUUGCGGACGCUCAGCUCGAGCUUUUCCGACUGAAAGACGCCAAAGCACAUCCUGGUUCAGCUGCUGCGAUUGUUGGCACUGGUCCUGGUGGCGCCGUUACUGAAUCUGAUAGGUUGAAGGCCCGCGCCAAGGCAAUGAUGCAGGCGCGCUCUGCAGCUCUUACUGGCAAACCUGCUCCUGCGUCUGCCGAUGACUCGGGUGACGCUGGCAAGCGUCUGGAGGAGGAGCAGACGCGUAUUCGCAAUGAAAGGGAGGGCAAUGAGCGUAUGGUGCGCGAUGUCGAAGAGAGUGUGACCGAAUUCAGCAAGGCUCUUGAGCUCAGCCUCAAAGAGGGUUCCCAGACCGAGUCCAGCGAACAUGAGCGCCGCAGGUGGGAAGAUGGUCUUGGCGUCGAAGACGAAGUCAAAGACUUCAUCUACGAACUGCAAAGGCAAAGCCGGGCGGCCAGAAUUCGCAAAGAAGACGACGUCAGGGACAGCGCACGUAACAGAUAUCAAUCGCCAGUUCCUCGUAUUGAGGAGCCGGCAAGGCCUAGUAGUGCCAGGGGUGUUGAGUCUCCGGCACGUUCUGAGUCCCCUAUGGCGCGCCCUGCUUCGUCGAGCGGUGCCUCUUACUCUUCGUAUAAGACGGCUGAAGAACGUGCUGCCUUUAUCAAACAGCAAGCUGAGCAGCGUAUGGCUGAGCGCCUGGCUGCUCUUGGCCUCCGCGCUCCUUCAAAGCCUUCUGGUGAGACGCCUCAACAGAAGGCCGAGCGUGAGCAGCGUGAGAAAGAGGAGCGUAUUCGCAAAGCAGAGGAGGAAGACGCCCGCCGUGAGCAGGAAAGGCAACGUAGGCUUAAUGAGGAGCAAGGUGUCCCACCGCCAGCUCCCAAGGCAGUGGGCAAGAAACCUCCCCCAGCUCCCCCAUCGAGGAACAAGAAGGCCGAAACCCACGAUGCCGAUGCUGAAGCAAAGAGGGCCGAGCAGGACGCUGCAGAGCGUGCUCUUCGUGAGGAACAGGAGGCUCAAGAAGCGGAAACGAAGGCUCUGGAAGAUGAAGAGAAGCGGCAGGAGGAAGAGCUUGCUAAGGAGCAGGAAGCUGCUGCUGCUCGCCUGCGCGCUUUGGAGGAGCAAGUCAAGGCUGGCAAGUUGAAGAAGGAAGAAGAGAAGCGCAAGAAGAAGGAGGCCCAACGGGACGCCAAGGAGAAGGAAGCUCGUUUGGCUGCUCAGCGUGCGGAAAUCGAGGCAGCGAGGGAACGCGAGCGUCAGCUCCAGCUCCAGCUCGAGGGAAUGGAUGAGGAUUCCUCUUCAUCCGACGAUGAGGGUCCUCAAGAGAUAACUCCCCAGGAGACUACGCCUACCGCCAGCCAGGAGCUUCCCAAGGCUGAACCGCCAGCUGCGCCACCGGCGCCACCGGCCCCUGCCGCUGCGGACCCCUCCGCGAACACGCCGCCAUCGUCUGUUACUAGCCCUCAAGCCUCCGCUGUGGCCAGCCCUGGCGCCGCCACAGAGACGAAGAACCCGUUCUUGAAGAAGAUGGCACAGGCCAGCGAAUCCCACGCUACGCCCAACGUCCCCUCCAUUUCUACUCCUGCGAGCUCUACCGAGGUCUCAACCAACCCCUUCCACCGUCUCACGCAGCAGGAUAGUAACAAGACCGCUCUGCCGGAACCAGCUGCCGCGCCUGCCCGCACGCGUGCGCGCCCUGAGGAAGAUGACUGGAGCGUGGUCGAUUCCGAUGAUGACAGCUCCUCCGAUUCGGAUGACGAUCGUCCAGGCGGCGGCUCUGCUAAGCAGCUUGCUUCUAUCCUGUUCGGUACAAUGGGUCCGCCUCGCCCGCUUUCGGCCAUGGAUAACAAGGAUUCGCCGCUCGGUGGCUCGCGCAAUGACAGCCCUGCCGUCGCUUCUCCAGGCCCCUCUGCACCUCCGCCGCCCCCUCCCAUGCCCGGCGCGGGUGGUCCUGGCGCUCCGCCGCCGCCGCCGCCCCCCAUGCCUGGCGCAGGCGCUCCCGGUGCCCCCCCGCCGCCGCCUCCGCCGCCACCAGCUCCCGCCGCUGCCGCGGCUGGUCCGCCCGCAGGUGCGCUUGAUAGAGGCGCCCUGCUGAGCCAGAUCCAGAUGGGCAAAGGUCUGAGGAAGGUUGAGACAAAGGACAGGAGCACGUCAUCUGUUGCUGGUAAGGUUUUGGACUAA
This is a messenger RNA of Lasiodiplodia theobromae, 4314 nucleotides long. Its product is annotated as Actin cytoskeleton-regulatory complex protein Pan1. Gene Ontology annotation, cellular component: cytoplasm; plasma membrane. NCBI's taxonomy places the organism in Eukaryota, Fungi, Ascomycota, Dothideomycetes, Botryosphaeriales, Botryosphaeriaceae. The transcript has 4 exons. Bases 1 to 4314 code for a protein of 1437 amino acids. The record is from RefSeq and is a predicted model, not a curated record. Gene Ontology annotation, biological process: endocytosis; endosomal transport. Gene Ontology annotation, molecular function: actin binding; calcium ion binding.